CGGAAGCGAAGUUUGACCAUUUUUUUCUUCGUUUGUUAACCACUCUGCUGUUACUCCACCGAUUUCCGAGAAUAUUCAAGGGUAUUUGUGCAUGACAUAACAGCAACCUAAAGCAGAUUUUUUUAUGAUUACAAUAAUUCCUGUCAAUAGGCGCGGUAAGUAAAGGCAUCUGUCUUAAAUCGUAAAACAAAAAUAACAUCUUUUAUUUUAUUCCAUAGAAUAUUGGAUUUGAGCAUUACAUUCAAACAAAUAUCAUCGCUGCAUUACGGUACUCCCGGUCACGGCCGCUCGUAUGUAAUACUUGACGGCGAACUGGGCCGUAGCAGACAUAGGAAGGAAGAUGAAAAUCCAAUCCUCUUGCAAAACAAUUCUAAUAAAUGCCUAAUACAGCGAUGCCAAUAUUAAGGAGGACCUAAAAGCUACAAUCUAGAUACUGAAUACCCGGCAGAUGACCUAUCCAC
Molecule: messenger RNA, 461 nt
Organism: Acanthoscelides obtectus
Lineage: Eukaryota; Metazoa; Arthropoda; Insecta; Coleoptera; Chrysomelidae
Source: the annotation of a GenBank genome assembly